AUGUCUGCGGUAAAACCUGGCGAGCUUCCUAUUGGGACACCAUCCGACUCGUCGGAUUCGGUCAACAAAGCCGGACCUAAAGAAUCAGUCACUUCCGCAACUGUUGAGCCGCUUGGAAAGCCUCGGCCUGAGAGAAGAUUCUGGUUUCAAAAGAGACAGAAUUACGAUCCCUCUGCUGUUGGAACCCAACCCAGUGUCUACGAUGAUCCCGCAUUAGCUGCCCAGUAUCAACCGCGUAAAGACUGGGAGAAUAUUCACCGCUUCAACCCUUCAUCAAGAUGGACGUGGGCCGAAGAGGACGCAGUUGUGCGAAAGACAGACUGGAGAAUCAUGAUAUGGGCUUGUAUUAUGUUCAUUGGCCUCGAAAUUGACCGGGCAAACUUGAGCCAGGCCUUGACAGACAACUUCCUGAAUGACCUGGGAAUGACGACGAAUCAUUACAAUAUGGGCAACACCGUCUUCUCAUUGUCCUUUCUCUGUGCCGAGCUCCCCUCUCAGCUGAUAUCGAAGUGGGUUGGACCUGACCGCUGGAUCCCCGCUCAGCUUGUCCUUUGGUCUCUCGUGGCUGUUUGCCAAUUCAAGCUCAACGGCUACACAUCUUUCUUGAUUUGCCGUUGCCUACUCGGUCUGCUUCAAGGAGGCUUCAUACCCGAUAUCAUCCUGUACCUGUCAUACUUCUAUAAGCAUGCCGAGAUGACAAUUCGCCUCGGAUUCUUUUGGAUGGCAAUGACUUUCGCAGACAUUUUGUGCGCUAUUCUGGCCUUUGGUAUUCUUCACAUGCGAGGCGUCCUUGGAUAUGAAGGAUGGAGAUGGCUGUUUCUGAUCGAGGGGCUGUUCACCAUGUGCAUCGGCUUUCUCUCGUUUCUCUUGAUGCCAGCAGGUCCGACUCAGACCGCGAGCUGGUUCAGGGGUAAAGCAGGAUGGUAUACUCCCAGAGAGGAAGAGAUUAUGGUCAACAGAAUCAUUCGUGAUGAUCCGAAUAAGGGGUCCAUGCACAAUCGCCAGAGAAUCACUAUCAAGUUGUUGUGGAAGAGUAUGUGCGACUACGACCUAUGGCCCAUCUAUCUCAUCGGCUUCACAUUUCUUGUUCCGGCCACUACUCCAAAGCAAUACCUUACACUCUCACUCCGAGGGCUCGGGUUCGACACUUUCCAUACCAACUUGCUUGUCAUUCCUCAGCAGGUUCUAGGCACUAUCUCGAUGAUGUUGCUGCUGUGGGUUGCGGAAAGAACGAAGAACAUCCUUGCCUGGGCUGCUUUCUCCCAGGUCUGGAUGCUUCCGUUCCUCAUCUGGCUUCGAGUCGUCGAUAGUACCAAAACGUCAAAGUGGGUAGUCUGGCUCGUCAUGACACUGAUGUUGACGAAACCAAUGCCACAUCCAAUGCAGGUAAAUCUUGUCUCGCGGAACUCCAACGCCGUCAGAUCGCGAACGGUUUCCGCUGCGCUUUACAAUAUGACGGUCCAAGUCAGCAAUAUUAUCGGCAGUAACAUUUACAAGGCCGAUGAUUCACCUCACUACCGCCGAGGCAACAGUGUUCUUAUUGGUAUCGUAGCUUGGAACCUUAUACUCUAUGCGGGCGGCAGGAUCUACUACAAGUGGCGCAACAGAGUCCGGGCUGAGAAGUGGGAGGCCAUGCGAGCGGAUGAAAAGGUUGCCUAUUUGGACAAAAAUGACGACUCAGGAAGCAAGCGAUUGGACUUUCGGUUUACGUACUAG
Colletotrichum karsti is the source of this 1716-nucleotide messenger RNA. Its product is annotated as phthalate transporter. Gene Ontology annotation, molecular function: transmembrane transporter activity. Gene Ontology annotation, cellular component: membrane. The record is from RefSeq and is a predicted model, not a curated record. NCBI's taxonomy places the organism in Eukaryota, Fungi, Ascomycota, Sordariomycetes, Glomerellales, Glomerellaceae. The transcript has 12 exons. Gene Ontology annotation, biological process: transmembrane transport. Bases 1 to 1716 code for a protein of 571 amino acids.